AAGUGGAAAGAAAAGAUGAGAAGGGGUGGAUAAAUACUAAGGUGGAAAAUAAAGUAGCCAAUGAGAAAUCAGCGUAUGAAGAAAUAAAAGGAAAACAAAAAGGAUCGAAAAAAUAAGUGAGAAAUGGUAAACGAAGCAUGACUAAUAAAAAGUGAAGCGUUCAUUCAUCCCAUGUUGACUGAUGGUACCAGGAAGACCACCUCUCAAAUUGAAAGUGUUUCCACCUCCAAACAUGAAAGUCUUCCUGGGUAUGGUUUUAAUGUUCACAACACAGUUGGUAACCAAGGUUACAGCCAUCAAUCGGUUGAACAAGUCGGGGAACGUGUCAAUAGGGUUUCUGGUUUCACUUCAUGGAGAAUAUUCAAGCGCUAUUGAGAAUUGCACACGUUUUUACUUGCCUGGUGUGAACCGCGUCGAAGCGCUUAUCUACGCUGUCGACAAAAUCAAUAAUGACUCGGAACUCCUUCCGAACGUCACCCUCGGGUACGAUAUCCGAGACUACUGCAAUGAUCGAGGAAUCGCAAUGAAAUCCGCUUACGAAUUUAUAACGAGCAACUCGUUCACUUUCGAUUCCAUUACCGAGUAUUCUACGAACGCACGAAAUUUUUGUCGUCAAUGUAUGAAUGAGGUUCGGAAUCAUUCGGAUUCUAUCGUUGGUGUGGUCGGGCCAUUCGGUUCUCGCAACUCGCUCCAAGUGGCAGGACUAAUGCGCGUUGUAGGAUUAGCAGGGAUAAGUCCUUCAGCGACCAGUGAAGAACUGAGUUGGCCUUUUUAUGAUCAAUUCUUUCGUACCGUUCCUCCAGAUAACCUCCAAGCAAAAGCAAUGGCGGAUCUAAUUGAUGAAUUUGAUUGGAACUACGUUGCCGCUGUAGCGGUAGAACACUCGUAUGGUCUCUACGGAAUACGCGCUCUAGAAAGAGAAGCACUAGAAAGAAAAACCUUUUGUAUUGGAUUCACAGAAUACAUUGCGCCCACAGACUACCAGCGGAAUCUACCUAUCAUUGUAGAACGAUUAAAAAGAGCUGCGCACGUGAAAGUGGUAGUCUUGUGGAUCGAAGAUCGGAUUGCUAAAGACCUAAUGAAAGAAGCUGCUAAACAAAAGCUUUAUUAUCGCAUUUGGGUGAUGAGUGACUCCCUCGCUACGAAAAACCCAGAUUUCCUUGGUUCUGAUUUCAUCUACCUGGGAAUAUAUCUCGGUAUUCAGCCCAAACAGUACAGAGAUAUUGAAUAUGAGAAUCAUCUAAAAGGGUUGACUCCCAAGAAAAGUCUCAAGUUGGAAAACAAAUUUUGGGAGACUGUUUGGAAAGAGGAGUAUGGUUGUGUAGCGAACUUAAAUGCGUCCAACACCCAAGGAUCCUGUUCUGAAAACUUCACUAUUUCCACCAUCUUCAACAAACUAUCCGACGACUUUGUCUCAUAUCAAGUCGACGCAGUCUACGCAAUUGCGCAUGCGUUAGAUAAGAUAUACCGCUGUAAAAAGGGUCAGGGGCUCUUAAAAGGCGGAGAAUGUCCCUCGACGUCUCCAUCGAUCAAUCCACAUCAUGUUCUAAUGUAUCUAAGGAAUGUCAGCUUUAAAGGUAUUACUGGACGGAUACAGUUUGAUGAACUUGGAGAUCCUUACAGUUCAUCGUACGAUAUUAUCAGCUUUCAACAGAACGACGGAGUUGGACGGCACAAUAAGGUGAAAGUCGGCGAUUGGUUUAAGAAUCGCAGCUCAAAGCUCAAGAUCUUUGAGGGUGCGAUUGCGUGGAACAGUAGCUCUGGUAUUCCUAAAUCCGUGUGUAAGGAUGUUUGUCCACCAGGGACGAUGCAGACAACUACUAUUGCUUGUUGUUGGGAAUGUUUGAAAUGUCCGGACGGGACCAUCACGCAAUCGCACGGGGCAAGAAACUGCACAAGCUGUUCAGCAAUGCAGCUCUCAAGCGAUGACAGAAUCACGUGUAUUGAUCUACCAAUCAUAUCACUCAAAUGGUCUGACAUCACAGCUAUUGUUAUCGCGAUUAUAACAAGCAUAGGGUUAUUGCUGUGCGCUUUUGUGAUGUUCGUCUUUGUUCGCUACAGGGAUACUCCUAUCGUCAAGGCAUCUAACAAGGAGCUUAGCGCAGUAAUUUUGCUUGCUAUAGUCUUGUGCUAUGUACUGACUUUUCUUCACAUCUCAGGUCCAUCGGAUGAGUUGUGCUCCGUCGUUGAACCAUUGCGAUAUGUUAGCUUGACCAUCUGCGUUUCCGUACUCGUUUUGAAAACGAUUCGGAUUCUUCGCGCGUUUGAAACGCGAGCCAUGCUUCAAUGCAUUAGCAAGAAUCUUAUCUUCGACACCAGAAAGCAGUUUAUCGUUGUGCUCCUUAUCAACGCCCCGCAACUUCUCUUACUCGCUCUCUGGAAAGGUACCGAUCAACCAUCCUUGAAGAAAGAGAUCGUCGCUAAAGUGUCAAUUCUGUUGUCAUGCCAACUGUACAAGACAACCGCUGGCUUCACCUUCCACAUGUGUAUGGUGGCGUACCUCAUCAUGUGGUCUCUAUUCUGCGCCUACUAUGCGUUUAAGGCGAGGAAUCUUCCAGAGAACUUCAACGAGGCAAAGUACAUUGGGUUUUCUAUGUAUAUUCUUCUACUGUCUUGGAUAACCUAUUUUCCCGUGCAGUAUACCCUUGAUGGUUGGUAUGUAACAGUGGUGUCAUGCGCGACAAUCCUUGUCAGUUCAUACGGGUUCUUAAUUUGCAUUUUCGCGCCAAAAAUACACGUUGCUUUGUUUCAUCCAGAGCGCAAUACCAGUGAGUUCGUGCGCUCGACAAUACGACAACAUAAAUCCAGUGAGGUUGAACCAGCUAGAGAUGUGGCACAAGCAUUAAGUGGAACAAUAGUUGGGGCGUCGCCAUUAGGAGCUAAGAUCACAACCGAGGCGUGACAGAAAUGAUUGACUUUGUUCAAAGAAAUUUUGAAGAACAUUAUCUAUACACCGUUCUUAUAAUGCCUGACAAAUGCACAAAAAUGAGGCCACCCAGUCGUCUUACAAGGCUGAGGAAGACUGCUCAUUCAGAAUAAAGGAGGUUUUAAGGUCAAAAGAAAAGGUCAUUUUCUAAACUUUUUUUCUAUAAACUCAUUUCAUGUGUUUUUAUAUCUUUGAUUGUGAACUAAUGACCGGGUGACCUCAUUUUCUUGCACUUGUCAGCCAUUACGAGAUAUCCGCGGGAUAUAUAGAAGAAGACGUAAUUUACGUAUUGAUGGUUUUCAACCCAUUCCCAAGAGAAUUAAAUAACAAAAGACGCGGCGGCCAUGUUGGAGAUAUAACAAAAGAAUUCAUUGACAAUUCUUUUGUUAAGUUCCUCCAACAUGGCCGCCCUGAAAACCAUCAAUAUAGCAAAAAUAUAUCAAGCAUACAUUAUAAACCUAUUAACCCAUCUGCUGGUCAGGCUCAUUCAAUAUUCAUUUACUCUUUACACAUUAAGAUAUUAAAAAAGCAUUAUAAAUCUGUAAAAGGACAGGAAUAAAG
Messenger RNA from Actinia tenebrosa (Australian red waratah sea anemone), 3487 nucleotides. RefSeq names its product extracellular calcium-sensing receptor-like. Gene Ontology annotation, molecular function: G protein-coupled receptor activity. Gene Ontology annotation, biological process: G protein-coupled receptor signaling pathway. Lineage: Eukaryota; Metazoa; Cnidaria; Anthozoa; Actiniaria; Actiniidae. Gene Ontology annotation, cellular component: membrane. The record is from RefSeq and is a predicted model, not a curated record.